Molecule: messenger RNA, 3498 nt
Organism: Closterium sp. Naga37s-1
Lineage: Eukaryota; Viridiplantae; Streptophyta; Zygnematophyceae; Desmidiales; Closteriaceae
Source: the annotation of a GenBank genome assembly
AUGCCCGCGCGGGAACCUCUCGCCACCCCGCGCGCGCUCUUCUCGCCUUCCGCGCGGUAUCCCAUCGCAUCCCAGCGCGCGCUCCUCUUACCGCCCCGCUCGGCCUCCUCUCACCAUCCCGCGCGUGCUCCUCUCGCCUCCCCUCGCGUGCUCCUCUCGCCUUCAAUGCUCGCGAAUCUCUUGCCUCCCCGCGCGGCCGCCUCUCGCCUCCCCGCGCAGCCUCCUCCCGCCAUCCCUCGCGCGCCCCUCUCGCCUCCCCGCGCGUGCUCCUCUCUUCUCACCUACUCGUUCUCCUCUCGCCUCCCCUCGCGCGCCCCUCAAGCCUCCCCGCGCGUGCUCCUCUCUCCUCACCUACUCGUUCUCCUCUCGCCUCCCCUCGCGCGCCCCUCAAGCCCCCCCGCGCGUGCUCCUCUCUCCUCACCUACUCGUUCUCCUCUCGCCUCCCCUCGCGCGCCCCUCAAGCCUCCCCGCGCGUGCUCCUCUCUCCUCACCUACUCAUUCUCCUCUCUCUUCACCUUGCAUGCCUCCCACGCCUCCCCGCGCGUGCUCCUCACUCCUCACCCUGCGUGCUCCUCUCGCCUCCCCGCGCGUGCCCCUCUCUCCUCACCUCCAAUGCUCUUCGAUCGCCAACCUUGCGCGUGCCCCUCUCUCCUCACCCUGCGUGGGCUCCCCUCUCCUCACCUUGCGUGCUCCCCUCUCCUCACCUUGCGUGCUCCCUCUCCUCACCUUGCGUGCUCCCCUCUCCUCACCUUGCGUGCUCCCCUCUCCUCACCUUGCGUGCUCCCCUCUCCUCACCUUGCGUGCUCCCCUCUCCUCACCUUGCGUGCUCCCCUCUCCUCACCUUGCGUGCUCCCCUCUCCUCACCUUGCGUGCUCCCUCUCCUCACCUUGCGUGCUCCCCUCUCCUCACCUUGCGUGCUCCCCUCUCCUCACCUUGCGUGCUCCCCUCUCCUCACCUUGCGUGCUCCCCUCUCCUCACCUUGCGUGCUCCCCUCUCCUCACCUUGCGUGCUCCCCUCUCCUCACCUUGCGUGCUCCCUCUCCUCACCUUGCGUGCUCCCCUCUCCUCACCUUGCGUGCUCCCCUCUCCUCACCUUGCGUGCUCCCCUCUCCUCACCUUGCGUGCUCCCUCUCCUCACCUUGCGUGCUCCCCUCUCCUCACCUUGCGUGCUCCCCUCUCCUCACCUUGCGUGCUCCCCUCUCCUCACCUUGCGUGCUCCCCUCUCCUCACCUUGCGUGCUCCCCUCUCCUCACCUUGCGUGAUCCCUCUCCUCACCUUGCGUGCUCCCUCUCCUCACCUUGCGUGCUCCCCUCUCCUCACCUUGCGUGCUCCCCUCUCCUCACCUUGCGUGCUCCCCUCUCCUCACCUUGCGUGCUCCCCUCUCCUCACCUUGCGUGCUCCCCUCUCCUCACCUUGCGUGCUCCCCUCGCCUCACCUUGCGUGCUCCCCUCUCCUCACCUUGCGUGCUCCCCUCUCCUCACCUUGCGUGCUCCCUCUCCUCACCUUGCGUGCUCCCCUCUCCUCACCUUGCGUGCUCCCCUCUCCUCACCUUGCGUGCUCCCCUCUCCUCACCUUGCGUGCUCCCCUCUCCUCACCUUGCGUGCUCCCCUCUCCUCACCUUGCGUGCUCCCCUCUCCUCACCUUGCGUGCUCCCUCUCCUCACCUUGCGUGCUCCCCUCUCCUCACCUUGCGUGCUCCCCUCUCCUCACCUUGCGUGCUCCCCUCUCCUCACCUUGCGUGCUCCCCUCUCCUCACCUUGCGUGCUCCCCUCUCCUCACCUUGCGUGCUCCCCUCUCCUCACCUUGCGUGCUCCCCUCUCCUCACCUUGCGUGCUCCCCUCUCCUCACCUUGCGUGCUCCCCUCUCCUCACCUUGCGUGCUCCCCUCUCCUCACCUUGCGUGCUCCCCUCUCCUCACCUUGCGUGCUCCCCUCUCCUCACCUUGCGUGCUCCCUCUCCUCACCUUGCGUGCUCCCCUCUCCUCACCUUGCGUGCUCCCCUCUCCUCACCUUGCGUGCUCCCCUCUCCUCACCUUGCGUGCUCCCUCUCCUCACCUUGCGUGCUCCCCUCUCCUCACCUUGCGUGCUCCCCUCUCCUCACCUUGCGUGCUCCCUCUCCUCACCUUGCGUGCUCCCCUCUCCUCACCUUGCGUGCUCCCCUCUCCUCACCUUGCGUGAUCCCUCUCCUCACCUUGCGUGCUCCCUCUCCUCACCUUGCGUGCUCCCCUCUCCUCACCUUGCGUGCUCCCCUCUCCUCACCUUGCGUGCUCCCCUCUCCUCACCUUGCGUGCUCCCCUCUCCUCACCUUGCGUGCUCCCUCUCCUCACCUUGCGUGCUCCCCUCUCCUCACCUUGCGUGCUCCCCUCUCCUCACCUUGCGUGCUCCCCUCUCCUCACCUUGCGUGCUCCCCUCUCCUCACCUUGCGUGCUCCCCUCUCCUCACCUUGCGUGCUCCCUCUCCUCACCUUGCGUGCUCCCCUCUCCUCACCUUGCGUGCUCCCCUCUCCUCACCUUGCGUGCUCCCCUCUCCUCACCUUGCGUGCUCCCCUCUCCUCACCUUGCGUGCUCCCCUCUCCUCACCUUGCGUGCUCCCCUCUCCUCACCUUGCGUGCUCCCCUCUCCUCACCUUGCGUGCUCCCCUCUCCUCACCUUGCGUGCUCCCCUCUCCUCACCUUGCGUGCUCCCCUCUCCUCACCUUGCGUGCUCCCUCUCCUCACCUUGCGUGCUCCCCUCUCCUCACCUUGCGUGCUCCCCUCUCCUCACCUUGCGUGCUCCCCUCUCCUCACCUUGCGUGCUCCCCUCUCCUCACCUUGCGUGCUCCCUCUCCUCACCUUGCGUGCUCCCCUCUCCUCACCUUGCGUGCUCCCCUCUCCUCACCUUGCGUGCUCCCCUCUCCUCACCUUGCGUGCUCCCCUCUCCUCACCUUGCGUGCUCCCCUCUCCUCACCUUGCGUGCUCCCCUCUCCUCACCUUGCGUGCUCCCCUCUCCUCACCUUGCGUGCUCCCCUCUCCUCACCUUGCGUGCUCCCCUCUCCUCACCUUGCGUGCUCCCCUCUCCUCACCUUGCGUGCUCCCCUCUCCUCACCUUGCGUGCUCCCCUCUCCUCACCUUGCGUGCUCCCCUCUCCUCACCUUGCGUGCUCCCCUCUCCUCACCUUGCGUGCUCCCCUCUCCUCACCUUGCGUGCUCCCCUCUCCUCACCUUGCGUGCUCCCUCUCCUCACCUUGCGUGCUCCCCUCUCCUCACCUUGCGUGCUCCCUCUCCUCACCUUGCGUGCUCCCUCUCCUCACCUUGCGUGCUCCCCUCUCCUCACCUUGCGUGCUCCCCUCUCCUCACCUUGCGUGCUCCCCUCUCCUCACCUUGCGUGCUCCCUCUCCUCACCUUGCGUGCUCCCCUCUCCUCACCUUGCGUGCUCCCCUCUCCUCACCUUGCGUGCUCCCCUCUCCUCACCUUGCGUGCUCCCCUCUCCUCACCUUGCGUGCUCCCCUCUCCUCACCUUGCGUGA